Macrobrachium nipponense is the source of this 1934-nucleotide messenger RNA. RefSeq names its product fibrinogen alpha-1 chain-like. The transcript is spliced from 2 exons. Lineage: Eukaryota; Metazoa; Arthropoda; Malacostraca; Decapoda; Palaemonidae. The record is from RefSeq and is a predicted model, not a curated record. Bases 174 to 1934 code for a protein of 586 amino acids.
UUUGAAAUUAUGUUCAAGGCCUAAGGCGAAAGUUCACGCACGCUUGUCUCGAACGCCGGUUUUAAGCUAAUCUUUGUGGUGGCAACAAGUUUGUGGAUUUUAUCCAGGGCAUUCUAAUCACGGUCUAAAGAGCUACCACAACUCAAGAAGUGCUGAAUGCAAGAGACAGUAACAUGGAGGACAGGGAGAAAUAUGAGGGGUUGAGAACGCUCGGGGAAAGGGAAAUUACACAGGAAGUUGGAGAUGACCCAGGGGGCAGGAGGCAAGUCGGGGAAACGGAGACAAAUGAAGGUGCAAGUGCUGGAAAUACUGGGACAGGCUCAAUAAUUCUUGGUGGGUUGGAGGCACAACCUGGAGUUGGACACUUUCCGACAGGUUGGAACAGAAGAGGGGGUUUGGAGACUAACAGGGGCGCUAGUGGCAGCACAUCAGCUGGAAGCAGGCAACAAGGUUUAAGGUCAUCGCCGGAGGUUAUUGAUCUUACAGGUGAGAGUGAAUGUAUUGUGGCUGAUUCAGUGCAACAGACUGAAGACAACUCAAGAAGUUGGAGUAGACUGCAAGGGCUAUCACUAAUGCCAGGUGCUAGCAGUGAUACUGGAGGAUGGUAUCGAUGCCAAGGAAUGACAUCAUCGGGGGUUGCCGAUAGAAAUACCACAUUUUCGAGUCGUAGCCAGGGUUUAACUUCCCCACAGGCCACUGGAGCUGAUGCUGGGGGCUGGAGUCUAUUACAUGGUUCGAAUUUAACAUCGGGAAGUAAUCGUGGUGCUGGGAAUUGGAGCCAGUGGCGUGCGUUACAGCCAAGAACUGGAAUAAAUUCUGGGGUUUGGAAUAGACGCCAUAGUUUGGAUUCAUCCCUGAGCCAUGGAGCUAACACCAGGGGUUUACAGUUAAUCCAGGGUGCAUGGAGACAUAGCCAGGUGAUGGAAACAACAAGAGGUAUUAGAGCCAAUGUAGGGUCUUGGACCCAACAGGUGGGAGGAAACCAACAAGGUGAACAGAGUCAAGAAGUGAUGGAGUCCACACAGAGUGAAAUCAACCCUGGUGAUAGAUUUGAUAUUGGAGGUUCAAGUCAACGCGACAAUACAAAUCCAAGGCAUGAGGAUGCAGUUAUCAGAGGAGGAUGGAGUCAACGUAGGAGUGUAGAUUUUGAACCAGGUGUAUGGAGUCACCACAGUGCUUCAGAGGAGCCACUAUGGGAUAGAGCAAAUAGGGAUGUAGAGAGCCAGAGUGGAGAAAUGGAGGCAGUACUGGGUAGUGAAGGUGGAGGGGCUUUGAGCCAAAUGGUGGGAGGAAGCCAACAGGGUAAACAGAGUCAAGGGGAAGUAAUGGAGUCCACACAGGGUGAAAUCGCCCCUGGUGAUACUCCAAAUAUGGAAGGUUGGAGUCAAUGUGGUAAUACAGAUCCAAGGCAUGAGGAUGCAGUUAACAGAGGAAGAUUGAGUCAACAACACAGAAGUGUGGAUUCUGAACAAGGUGCAUGGAGUCAUGACAGUCCUUCAGAAGAGACACUAUGGGAAAGAGUAAAAAGAGAUAUGCAGAGCCAGAGUGGAGAAAUGGAGGCAGUGCCGGGUAAUGAAGGUGGAGUGGCUUUGACCCAAAUGAUGGGAGAAAACCAACAGGGUGAACCCCCACAAGGUGAAAUCGCCCCUGGUGAUACUCUAAAUAUGGAAGGUCAGAGUCGAUGUGGUGAUACAGAUCCAAGGCAUGAGGAUACAGUUAACAGAGGAGGAUGGAAUCAACAACACAGCAGUGCAGAUUCUGAACAAGGUGUAUGGAGUCAUCACAGUCCUUCAGAAGAGACACUAUGGGAAAGAGUAAAAAGAGAUAUGCAGAGCCAGAGUGGAGAAAUGGAGGCAGUGCCGGGUAAUGAAGGUGGAGGGGCUUUGACCCAAAUGAUGGGAGGAAACCAACAGGGUGAAACCCACCACAGGUGA